CUUGGCAUGCGCGCACCGAAGGCGCUUCCACCUCCCCUUCGUUUUAGCGCCUCUGCGCUCCCGUCUCCACGCAUUCUUGCAGAGAGAGAAGCUGAAACGCUGUGGGAGAUCUGGGGUAGAGCCCAUGCUGCCUGGCUCUUCUUUGGUGGGAAAGGCAGACGGAGGUGGGGUCCGCGAGCACGCCGGCUGUUGCCACCUGUCGUCCUUACCUUCAUUCCUGCCCUCUUCGUCAAGGAGAGAAGCCAGCAUCUAAGCUAAAUGAUGACAACCUUAAAGAACAAGGAAGAUGGAAAGGAGCAGAAGAAAAUAUUUGCUUGGCCUAGACCAAAAGUCAGCACUGUGACUCCUUAUGUGGCUCCAGAUUCCCCCAACAAUGAAGAUACUCAAGAGAUCAGGGUCACUGGGGUGAAUGCCAAGCAAAGCCAGCCAAAAGACAAGACUGAGAAAAAGAAAAAGGAGAAAGUCACAAAGAAGAGUUCAGGAAGUGACAAGGAGGGGAAGGUAGUCCUAGCCCCCAAGACCAGCAAAGAGCAAGACACCAAAGGAACUGAGAGGAAAACAGAAAAGCAGAAGCCAAGUCUUACCAAUGAACAGUUUGAGGAGAUUGUCCAGUGUGUGCUUCAGAAGUCCCUCCAGGAGUGCCUGGAUCUGACCUGUGAGACUUCGGGUGCUCAACACAUUGAAUGUUCCCGAGGGGCAAAGGAGACAGGCAUUAUUAUCGCUACUUCUGAUGUGGAUAGGAAGCUACUGGAGAUACCUUAUCCCCCAAUAACUUCUGCCGCUAAAGAAGAUGGAAUUGUUCCUGGGACCCAGUCAUCCAAACCAGAUCUUUUACCUUCAGAGAAGAAACAGAACACUCUUCCCUUAAGCAAUAAAAAAAAAGAAGAAAAUGAGGAGAAAACUGAACUAACACAAAAGAGUCGGAAGCACAGAAGGAAGGGCCAACCAAGGAAAAUAGUACAAGGCUACACCCAGAUCAGUGAUCAGGAAGAAAGUGGGGGAGAAUGGGCAGGCAAUUUUGGUCACUGUAUCGCCUGGGUGCAGUGCUCCUUCCCCAGCUGUGAAAAGUGGAGACGACUCCAUGGCAACGUUGACCCCUCAAUCCUGCCAGAUGAUUGGUCAUGCAGUCAAAAUACAGAUUUGCAGUUUAACCAUUGUGACGCUCCUGAGGAAUUCUGGUCGGGGUGUGAGAAUGAUGUGGUUUAUGCUUCCUACAUCCCAGGAUCCAUCAUCUGGGCCAAGCAGUAUGGUUACCCCUGGUGGCCUGGAAUGGUAGAAUUAGAUCCUGAUCUGGGAGAGUAUUUUCUCUUCACCUCUCAACAAGAUGUCCUGCCUGCCAAAUACCAUGUGACAUUUUUUGGGAACUCUGUCUCUCGAGCCUGGAUCUCUUCCAACAUGUUGAAGAACUUCCAGGAACUGUCCCUGGAACAGGUUGAACCGAAAAAGAUCAAGAACAAGGAUUGCAGCCAGAAGCUGAUGGCAGCCCUUGUGAUGGCCCGGGAGGCCCAGCUGUUGAGCAUUAAGGAGCGAGUUAGCUUGUUUGGUUUCAGCAGCCGCUAUAAGGAGAAUGCAUCAGAGUCUGACAGCAGUGAGGAGGAAGGAGACAUAUUUUUCAAAGAGACUAAAAAGAUUCAGAGCGCUGGAAGCUCAAAUUUUGGUGUUUCAAAGGAAGAAAACAAGUACCAAUUUUUUCCAAGACAAAAGGAGCUCUGUUUAACUAGUUGCAAUCCAAUCAACACCUCUAAGGAGAAACUACGACUAAAAGGCACUACUGCAGUAUAUGAGCAAGGUGGGACACUCAAAAGGAAGAGAAAUAAGAGGUCCCCUUCACAAGGCAGCAGCACAGUGGUGGAGAAGAAAGGAAGCAGUGGGAAUUCACAGUCUGACCAGCCAGGCCCUAAGAAAAAAUUUGCAGCUCCCCAAAGAAAGACCAUGGUGACCAAACUGCCUGGGAAAGGAGGAGAUAGAGUUCCCAAAAAUCAGUCCCCAUCACCCGACCCCCUGGUGGAGACAGGAAAAAAGAUCCAACCCAAGGGGCCACUGGUACUGAUGGCCAGGAGCCAGUUCUUCAAGAAUAAGGUGUCCAGUGACCUGAACCUAGAAGAGCUUAUGGAAGAAGUCGGAGAAAGAAUUAGCCAAAAAGAAGAGCAACAGGAGCCCCUAGAAGAGGAAGAGGAGAUCUCCAUAGUUUUAUCUGAGGAAUAGUUGGGUGUAUCUUCAUCUCAUAUUCUUCCUUCUCUUCUUACCAAUUCCUUAACUCUUUUUCAGUGAGUUGGAGGUCAAGGGAAAUCCUUCUAGCAGAUAUUUUUGAAAAGUUUGCACUUGUUAAUGUUGAUGGUUGGAAUUCAAGUUUGAGCAAUAAUAAAGCAAGUUUCUGUCUUAA
Gracilinanus agilis (Agile Gracile Mouse Opossum) is the source of this 2383-nucleotide messenger RNA. RefSeq names its product zinc finger CW-type and PWWP domain containing 1 (gene ZCWPW1). Bases 259 to 2205 code for a protein of 648 amino acids. Gene Ontology annotation, cellular component: nucleus. The transcript is spliced from 18 exons. The record is from RefSeq and is a predicted model, not a curated record. Gene Ontology annotation, molecular function: zinc ion binding. Lineage: Eukaryota; Metazoa; Chordata; Mammalia; Didelphimorphia; Didelphidae.